Scylla paramamosain (green mud crab) is the source of this 1066-nucleotide messenger RNA. RefSeq lists its product as uncharacterized. The transcript is spliced from 2 exons. The record is from RefSeq and is a predicted model, not a curated record. Bases 27 to 551 code for a protein of 174 amino acids. Lineage: Eukaryota; Metazoa; Arthropoda; Malacostraca; Decapoda; Portunidae.
UACACAGGAAGGUACCGGUCUUAAGGAUGUGCUUCCGGAGGCGUGAGGAAACUUUAUGGGCGUGUGACAUGAACCGGGAGGAACUUGAUUUCCAGGUAACAGACACGCAGGAGCUAGUUCAGGCUGUGGAGACGUUAAUGCAGUACCACUUUCCUACUACCGAAGGUCCUUUGUGGUGUGCACGUCUCCUUCCUGCCAGUGACCCUGGCUGCAGUUUCCGGCAGGAGUUGUCUGCCACUUUUCCCUACACCCGCACAUUACUGCUGGCCAAUCACCACGGCAUCGCCGAUGGUACCUCAAACAUGUACAUUGUGAACGCAUUCCUCAACGUGUUGGACGACAUGCUCUCCGAUAAGGCCGUCGACGACGCAGUUCAGCUGGGCAGGAUUGAUGCUGGAGAGGAAACCAACGAUAUAAUUACAACCCGGAUGAUGGAACUGAUGGAGGACGAAGACCAGUACCAGCAGCUACGAGAGAAUAUGAAAAAGUCAAAACAAGAUGAAAAAUUAAUCCCACGUGCUUAUCCGAUGGCGAAAGAUCCUGCUUUUUAAGAGUCAGAUAGUCCUGCGUGACCUGGACAAGGAGACCACCCAAACCUUCAUCAGCAAGUGCAAAGAAGAGCAAAUUACGUUGAACAGUGGACUACUGGCGGUGUUCAACACAAGUCUCGUUGACUUCGUGUUGGAAGGAGGCCUAGAACAAGACUUUUACAGAAUCCAAGAGCUUCAUGCUGUUAACAUGAGACGUUAUUGGUCAAGUAACACAUCGGGAGCACUGGGUGCUCACAGAAUGAUGAUGAGGAACGUUGUCUCGACGCCUCUUAAUUGGAAGGACCACUUUUGGGACUAUGCCAGAAGCAUCCAUAAAAAUAUCACUAAAAGUCCUCAAGAAAAGUAUGCAGUGACGUGUGAAUUAUUAUUGUUGGGUGGAGGAAAUGUAGAAGAUAUUUUUGCAGAACGAUCAUCACCAGAGUAUGACUAUGCUACAUCCAACAUGGGUAACAUAGACCAUAUCAUCCUGUCAGAAAGGCAUAAGGUAAGGCUCCAGCAUCUUUUCGUGGUUACCU